Pseudonaja textilis is the source of this 1088-nucleotide messenger RNA. RefSeq names its product electron transfer flavoprotein subunit beta (gene ETFB). Lineage: Eukaryota; Metazoa; Chordata; Lepidosauria; Squamata; Elapidae. Gene Ontology annotation, molecular function: electron transfer activity. Gene Ontology annotation, cellular component: mitochondrion. Gene Ontology annotation, biological process: amino acid catabolic process; fatty acid beta-oxidation using acyl-CoA dehydrogenase. The record is from RefSeq and is a predicted model, not a curated record.
GCGCAAGUGUGGGCGGAGCUGCUGACUGCAAGGGCGGCAAGAUGGCGGCGGCCGGGCUGAGGGCAAUGGUGGGAGUGAAGCGGGUCAUUGACUAUGCCGUUAAGGUCCGGGUAAAACCAGACAAUUCAGGGGUGGUGACCGAUGGGGUCAAGCACUCAAUGAACCCCUUCUGUGAGAUCGCCGUAGAAGAAGCUGUCCGUCUCAAGGAGAAAAAACUUGUCUCGGAGAUAAUUGCCGUCAGCUGUGGCCCACAGCAGUGCCAGGAGACGAUCCGCACAGCCCUUGCCAUGGGAGCUGACCGGGGUGUCCAUGUGGAGAUUCCUGCAAAGGACUACGAGAGCCUCACCCCCUUCCAGGUUUCAAAGAUCCUGGCAGCGCUUGCCAAGAAGGAAAGUGUGAAUCUGCUGCUGCUAGGGAAACAGGCCAUUGAUGAUGACUGUAACCAGACAGGGCAGAUGACGGCUGCAUUUCUUGACUGGCCUCAGGGAACUUUUGCUUCAGAAGUGAGCCUGGAUGGGGACUGGCUGAAGGUGGAGCGGGAAAUCGACGGGGGUCUCGAGACGGUGCGCCUGAAGCUGCCUGCUGUGGUGACUGCCGAUUUACGGCUGAAUGAGCCUCGCUACGCGACUCUGCCCAACAUCAUGAAAGCCAAAAAGAAGAAAAUGGAGAUGGUGAAGCCAUCCGAUCUUGGUGUGGAUCUCACGCCUCGAGUGAAGACUCUGAGCGUGGAAGAUCCUCCUCAGCGGAAGGCCGGAGUCAAAGUGGAAACGGUGAAAGAUUUAGUUGCUAAGUUGAAAGAGAUCGGGCGCAUCUGAGCUCUCGGGUAAUUUUGCCUUGCCCUGAGAUGCUGCUACGGGUGGAUCUCCUAGGAAUGGGUGUGGCCUUCAUAGAGCCUGUCUUCCUGUCUCGAGAGAGAGAGAGAGCCCAUCCUGUCGGGACCCGGUCCCUCUGAAAUCACAAACCAUGCUGCCUUCCCUCUCAGCUGGCCGCUGGAGAGAGCCAAACGAGAGUUUAAUUCUAUUUUCUGUACUAAUGAUGGGUUGGUUUGCAAUAAACGUCAUGUGAUCUUUGAAGGUGCUCGGAGCAAA